CUUUUUAUAACUGUAAUCUCCACCUAAAUUUUGACAUGUUAUUGUCACGAAUUCAGACAAAUGCAUGUAUAAGAAGUGAAUUAUUAAAGAGGUCAUCGCGUUACUUUAUACCGAGAAAUACUUUAUUGAUCAAUAGUAGUAAUGGCCAACGAUCUAUAAAAACUUUUAGUGCUCGACUUGCAGAGGAAUCAACAAAUAGUUUCCCCAAAUCUGUUACCAAAUCUACAUUAAAUGAUAUAUCUGCUCGAGAACAAACAGCACAGCUUUAUCUUGAUAAUGUAUUUCCCUUAAGAAUGGGCAUGAUUGAUAUUAGACAAAUUGUUUUUCGAAAUUCAAAACAUUUUCUGGAAACAAGGGUACAACAUGCUAUACCCUCAAAUAUAUUACCAAACGAAUUUACUAUCAAAGAGAUAGUAGCUCGUACAAAGGACGGUGGUGCCAUUGUAUCUUUUGCAUUUAAAAGUCCAGAUGAGAAAAAAGUUGAAAUUGCUAGUGAUAUUGUAGCGAGGAUUAAUGAAUAUAUUAAAAAUAAUAAAGUAGUCGCGCCAUUUAAUUUUCAAACAGUUAGAGCUUUUUUAGUAAAAGGACAACCAUUUAUGGAGGAUAUUUUGGCUCGGUAUCCAACACAAAGAUUACGUAUAGAAUUUCAAGGAGAGGCUGUCAGUGUUGAAAAAUUAUAUAAACAUCUAAGACCUUUUGGCAAAUUGUUUGAUAUAUUACUUUAUCCCAAUCCUACAGUUAAUAAGGACCCUGCUCGAUAUGCACUUGCUCAGUUCACUCGUAUUAGAUCAGCUACUAGUGCUCGUAACUGUUUACAUGGUCUUACAAUUGAUGGCACUCGUAUAAAUAUAUUGUAUGAACGACAAUUGCGUACAAAUAUCGUAAAAGAUUGGUUAAUCAGUCAUCCUCGUAUUACAGUGCCACUUAUGGCUGCUAUAUUUGCAGGCGCAACGUAUGCAGUAUUUGAUCCUAUACGUGUCUUUUGUGUUUCUUCGAAAAUAACUCAGCGAUUCAAUCUUGAAGAAUAUGCUAUCUAUCGUUGGUUACGUAAAGAAACAUGGGCUCGACUUAUACCUGGUGGUGCCGCUCACGAUCUUUCUGGUUCUAGUGGAUCUGUAUGGGCCGAUGACGCUGAACAAAACGAAAAGCUAGUUUCACGUCUUUCUGAAACUCCUGAAACGUUUGUGCUUGUAACGGGUCACAAAGGUAGUGGAAAAUCUGCUUUAGUUAAAUCAGCAAUUAAAGAUAGAAAGAAUAAGCUCUUCAUUGAUUGUGCAAAUAUUGCUAAUGCAAGAAAUCAAUCAGAAAUGACAAAAAAUUUAGCCAAAGAAGUCGGAUAUUACCCUGUAUUCACUUGGUCUUCAUCAAUGAGUGGCAUGAUUGAUACUGCUUUAGCUGCUACAACAGGACAGAAAACAGGAUUAUCUUCUACGCCUGAUUCUCAGAUUAAAAGUAUUUUAGAGACAGUGGCUAUAGCUUUAAGAGAUGUAGUACCAAGCGAAAAGGAAGCUCGUAUUAGAGUAGAGGAAGAAGUUCAGCGUGAAAAUUUUCUCCAUAAAAUAAAAAGUAUUUUGACAACGGGUAGUGAAAAUAAAGCAAAAACAAUCAAACCUAAUCCAAACAAUGAAAAGAGUAGCGAUGAAGCAGAUGAAGAUAAGCUGGACCAAAAGAGUAUUCCUAUUGUAGUUAUUGAUAAUUACAUGUAUCGCGAAACAGCAAAGAAUGCUAAACUAUGGGAUGAACUUGCUGAAUGGGCUGCUUUAUUGAUUGAAAAUGAAAUUGCACAUGUUGUGUUUGUAAGCUCUAAUGCAAGUGUGAUGAAGACUCUUGGAAAAGCUCUUCCUGGAAAAAGCUUUUCAAAUGUUGCUCUUUCUGACGCACCACCAGAGAUUGCAUUAUCUUUUAUCAAUAAACAACUUGGAUCCGAAGUUGAAGAUCCAAGCCUACAUGAUGUAGUAUCAGCACUAGGAGGUCGCUUGACUGAACUUGAGCUUUUGGUACAAAAAAUGAAAAUGAAAAUGGAUGCUCAAACUGCAUUCGAAGAUAUUGUUACUCGUAAUUUGAUUGAGAUUCGAAAAUAUGGGUUUGGCGAUUCUUCUGUAGACAACUAUAUAAUGGAAUGGACAGCAACUCAAUUUUGGACAAUUGUGAAGCUUUUAGCAAAGAACAAAAGUGUAAGGGAGAGUUUUUUUUUCUUUGUCUUUCUCUUUUUAUUUUUUUAUUAUUAUUGUCAUAUUUACUUCAUUUCGAUACAGAUUAACUACGAUGAAUUGAAAUGGGGUUCUAUAUUUAACGGUAAUGAUGCGCCUUUGAAGGCAAUGGAAAGAGCUGAGUUAAUUGUUAUUGUUCAAAAAGAAGGUCGUCCAAAUUCAAUCCGACCAGGUAAACCUGUAUAUUAUACCGUAUUUAAUCGACUUGUAUCAGAUGAGCUUUUCACAGCUUCCAUGGAAGUUGAAUCGAAUAUGGCAUUAAAGAAGCAAACCGAAGAUGCAGUUACAAAACUUGAAGAUACCAUAGAAAAACUAUCUCAAAUUAAUUCACCUAGUCGUCCUCCAAAAGAAAUUGAAGCUCGUAUUCGCUUUUUGUUAAACAAAGUGAAUGAUAGUCAAAAAUCUAUCGAAGAAUAUGAUAACAACAUUAAAAUAGCAAAGGAAACUAUUUCUAAAGUUUGGGUCGAUAACGAUUUUUAAUAAUAUUAUAUAGUACUAAUUCUUUGUAUAUAUUUUUUUAUAUAAACUUUAAAAGAAUUAAAAAAAUAACCUAAUAGGAAUUUACUUAUUAUUUUUAUUAUUUUUUUACGUAGUAUAUUGGGG
Messenger RNA from Cokeromyces recurvatus, 2813 nucleotides. RefSeq names its product RNA12 protein-domain-containing protein. The record is from RefSeq and is a predicted model, not a curated record. Lineage: Eukaryota; Fungi; Mucoromycota; Mucoromycetes; Mucorales; Mucoraceae. Gene Ontology annotation, molecular function: RNA binding. Bases 36 to 2690 code for a protein of 884 amino acids. Gene Ontology annotation, cellular component: mitochondrial inner membrane. The transcript is spliced from 9 exons.